Messenger RNA from Drosophila ficusphila, 2144 nucleotides. Its product is annotated as protein PTCD3 homolog, mitochondrial. The record is from RefSeq and is a predicted model, not a curated record. Lineage: Eukaryota; Metazoa; Arthropoda; Insecta; Diptera; Drosophilidae. Bases 112 to 2070 code for a protein of 652 amino acids. Gene Ontology annotation, molecular function: rRNA binding; ribosomal small subunit binding; protein binding. Gene Ontology annotation, cellular component: mitochondrion. Gene Ontology annotation, biological process: mitochondrial translation. The transcript is spliced from 2 exons.
CUUUACGAGCAAGAAGAAGCACCUGCAGGUUUCUCACUUUAAAACAGAAAAACAUUAAGUUUUGUUUUAUAACUGAAAAUCUGGUUAAAUUGUGGUAACUUCUUCUUCAUAAUGUACCUCUCGCGUCAGUUGAGAUUACUGCCCCGGGCGAACAUCGCGCGCAGCUUGAGUUCCAGCGGAACACAUUACACAACAGCGUCGCCGGCGGAAGAUUCCACCAUUGAAAUCCCCAAUCGGAUCGAGCGCUCGCCCACCGAUAUUCUUCAGGCGCUGGCAGGCACUGUGGGCCGGGAUCACACCGCACCGCACUACAAAUACCACGAUGACCCAUUCCUGAUACCCAUGUCGAACGCGGCCAAGCGGACUUACGCCAUGUCCAAGGAAUCCGGUCGCAAGGCGGCCAACUGGAUUAAAGAGGAGCACCGCGAGCUGUUUAUGCACCAGGAAGCUCAACCAGCCAUAGAGAAAUUUGCGCCCCGCAUGGUUUACACCGAGGACUCGCCGGUGGAGGAGAGCUCCCUGCGGCAACUGAUUGCUCAAGGAGAACUCAAGGAUGCUGUUCUGGUCUACAACCUCCUCCAGCAAAAGGGAACCGCAAUAAGCCCUGAUCUAAAGCAAAGCCUUUUGGAGCUGGUGUGUUUCCACAACAACGAGGAUCCCCUGCCAGAGGAGUACAUCGAGGAGCGUUGGUUCAUGCAGAACAACCGGCGCCGUGAGCGGAGUGGCAAGACCUGGAAGGAUGGCGAUCUGGCAGAGAAACUAUACUCCGAAAUCGAACCAAAGACGCCGCAAUCCUACCCCUCCCUUAUCCGCGGAAUGGCGAAGUACUUGCAAUGCGAGCGAGCAUAUGCUCUGCUCCAAGAGGCCGGCGAAAAGCAGAUCCAACUGGAUACAAACACCUUCAAUUCCAUUAUCCAAAUAGUGAGCUUCCUGAAGGACACGGCGGAACAACGUUGGCAGCUCUGCACGGAGCUGCUGCAGGAAAUGGCACAGCAAAAGCUAAGACCUAAUCUGGGCACCCUAAACGCAGUUCUUCAGUGCAUCAGCACCUUUGGCAACUUCAAGCUUGCCCGCACUGCUGCUCUUCAAGUGCUGGCGGAAUUUAAGCAACUGGAAGUGAGUCCCAGUCUAGGAAGCUACUACUAUCUGCUGAUCAUCUUCUGCCGGGAAAGGGGACCAGUGUCCCAUGUUAUCGUCGACAUUCUUAAUGACAUUGCUGGCAGGGAGUUCCAGAUUGAGCAUCCCAGGGACACGUACUUCUUUGCCACCGCCAUGGAUGUGUGCCGCAAUCAUUUGCACGACAAGUCGCUGGCCAAAAAGGUGGACGAGCUGUUGCACACAGGAAAGAAUUACGAUUUGAUAGGCGACUCCUUCAAGGAGUCCGUCUACUACCGCAAUUACUUGGCACUGCUCUGCCAAACUGAGUCGAUAGAAGAUUUUAUGGUAACAUACGACCUGCUGGUGCCAAACAUUUACACCCCCGAGCCGGGCAUCAUGGAGGAGAUCCUGAGAGCCAUUGAUAAUAAUGGCGGUGUGGAGUAUGUGCCACGCAUAUGGUCGGACAUGGUGGUGUUUGAUCACACGCACCGCGAAAGUCUGCUUCUGUAUGUUCUCCGAAUUUUGGUAAACAACAAGCCGAAUCCCGAGACCCCCGCCCAUCAGCAAUUGGCGGAGCAGGGCGCCAAAGUGGCUUUGGAUAUGUACGAGAAGGUGGAAGAAGCCAUCAGGCGCCUCCGAAAGGUCUCCUUCACCGGCCAAAUGCUUGGGGAUAUCCUUACACUGCUCGUUCGCGGUGACAACUACGAAAAGGCCGUUGAGGUGUUCGCCCACAUUGACAAGAACCAGCACAGAAUACCCGGAACGCCUGCCGAAAGUGCUUUGCUAGAGUUUGUAGAAGCCAGUGUGCAGCAGAAGUCCCCCAGUCAGGCAUUGCUCACCCUUCAGUACGCCGUAGAAAACAACAUGGAUUCCACCGGCUUGGCCAAGCGCAUCCAUGAAGGAUUUACCCUUAAUGAAACACACCUGUCGAAGCUGAAAUCGCUGGUGGGCGAAAGUUUUCUCAAUAAGUAGAAAGGUUUUCGGUUAACGAUAAUUUUUUGUAAUUGAUAUAAAAAAAUUUGUUAAAUAAAUUACGAUAAAUUGGA